CGACUUUACGGUUACGGCCAUGCAUGUUUAUGGCAACACCAUCUAGUCCAAUCGUUCUGAAGACUGAACCUUCUUACCUAAAACAUUAAAAUUCGUUCCUUCCGUUUAUAGUUCAGUUCCAAUCCUAACCUUUCAUUCAUUUCCUACACUAAUCAAUCAUUCACACGUUCACCGUUUUUAUAUUGUUUAUCGUCGCUUUAUUAGUAUACACCUGGUGUUAUUUGUUAAUUCUUCGAGCUCGUUUCGCGAUUUGUUUUUCUGCUGCAUUAAUGCUUGUCAUCAAUAAUUAUUGUGCUUGACUAUUAUUAAAGUGUAUAAUAUAAAACAACAUCGACAUUUGAGUCAUUAGAAGAAUGCCGCCUACUAAGAGUGAACUUUGGCAGUAUUUUAUCAAGCUUAACAGCAACGAAGUGAAAUGCAAGAUUUGUUUCAAAACCAUAAAAACGUCAGGGAAUACGUCAAACAUGAAUAAACAUCUUAAGAAACACUCUAAUGCGUUGAGUGGAAAAGGAGAUGAAAAGAUACAAACAACGAUUAAUAAAAAGCUAGACCCGCUGAAUUCACCGCCACCGAGUCAUGAACCACAACCAUCGACAAGUACAUCAAAAGCACCUGAAUCGAAUACAUUUCUAGCUAUUCCUUCAUCAUCUGAUGUCAAGAAAAUUCCAAUCGAUGUUAUCGAUGACAGUGAGCUUACAGAAACAUAUGCACCGCUUCCAAAAAAAAGACAACUUUCUAUUGUACAAACAAUAGAACGUAAAUAUUCUUAUUCCAAUGGAGGAAAGGAUCAUUUGAAGCUAUGCAAAUGCUUGCUUUAUUUUAUUUGCGUUGAUAAAAGACCGUUUGACAUUGUGAAAGGGCGUGGAUUUAAAAAAAUGAUGCAUCAAGCUUGCCCGUCGUUUAAAAUUCCAAGCGUGGAUACUCUUAAAGCCCAAUUUGAUGCUUUAUACAGUACCAUGCAUUUGAAAAUUGAAAACAUAUUUGACAAUAUUUCGCACUUGGCAUUAACCUGUGAUAUUUGGAGUGAGAUGAUGACUGUUACCAGUUAUUUAGGGGUUACUGCUCAUUAUUUACAUGAUGACAGACUUGUAUCGCGUUGCAUUGCUACUGUUGCACUGGAUCAACGGCAUACUGGUGAAUACAUAGCUGACAAAUUAAAAGAAAUUUGUGCAGGUAUGCACAUCAGCCUGGAAAAAAUAACUGCUGUAGUUACGGACAACGGCUCAAACAUGACAGCAGGCAUAGCUAAUUUUCUAGAAAAAAAUAAACACUUGCCUUGCUUUGCUCAUACAAUUAAUCUUAUCGCUGAAUCUGCAAUGUUAGUCAAUGAUUUCAGUUUAUUAGUAAGCAAAGUACGAGACAUCGUCAAAUUUUUCAAGAGCAGUGUAAUUCUCAGCGACUCUUUACGUCAAAAGCAAACUGGCUGUCAACCUCUCAAACUGAUUUUAGAUGUUAAAACUCGUUGGAAUUCUGUCUAUUAUAUGCUCCAGAGAUACAUAGAAUUAGCGCCAAUUGUUCAUCAAAUUUUAAUGUUAAAUACUAAAGCACCACCCACACCUUCAGCUGUAGAAAUGCAGAAUAUAAAAACAUUGAUUUUAAUAUUGAAACCACUGGAAUAUGUAACGAAAGAGCUAUCGGGUGAACAGUAUGUGACCAUAAGUAAAAUAAUACCGAUAGUGAACUGCUUGAAGGCGCAGAUUAAUGAUGUACAUGUGGCUGAAGGUAUAGGUGGUGAUGAUAAUACCGAUGAUAAGGUAAUAAAUACAGUAAAAAACGAAAUAAUCAAACAGAUAGAACGCAGAUUCGGACAUAUUGAAGACAAUCAUUUGAUUGCAAUCUCAUGUUUGUUGGAUCCAAGAUUCAAGAAUAUUCACUUUCAAGAUGCUAGAGCUUGUGCAAAGGCUAUUUCUUUACUAAGACGAUUUAUUACUACCACUCCCAGUAUUAUUAGCAGUGAACCUGACAGCGAUUCUUCUGUUGAAACAUCAUACGACUUUUGGAGUCAUCAUAAGAAGUUAGCGCAUACAAAAAAACAAAACAAAAAUGAUUGUUCUUCAUCUUCAUUCCAAUCCAAAACAAAGGAUGAAAUAAGCUAUUAUUUGUCUGCGCAGGUUUCACCACUUUCCUUAGAACCUUUGAAGCAAUGGGAAGAUAUGAAAGUUGUGUUUCCAAAAUUAUACAAGUUGGCACGAGAAUAUUUGUCAAUUCCAGCGACGUCAGUGCCCUCAGAACGAUUGUUUUCUAAAGCAGGAAGCACUAUAACUAAAAUCCGAAACCGCCUAUCGCCAAAACGGCUCGAUAAACUGUUAUUUUUAAGUGAUUGUACGGAGGAGGAAUGGGAACUUUGAUGUGUGCCUAAAUUAACAGUUCUUUUUUCAUACAGUUUAAAAUGUAUAAAGUUACAGUCGUCUUAUUAUUGUAAUCUCUUUAUUAUUGUAAUAAAUUAGUGUGCCAAAACCUUUUAUUUUUAUUUACUGACUGAUAUUGAUGUUCUGACGCGUUUCUGAUCAUUAGGCUACAAGUAAAAGUACUCGAUACGUUGAAGUAUCGAUACUUUUGUUUCGAUACAUUUAUGAGUACGAUACUUUUCGUUCGAUAUUACUCAUGAGUACAGUAUCGAUACUUUCUAUUCGAUACCGUGUCCCUA
Spodoptera frugiperda (fall armyworm) is the source of this 2647-nucleotide messenger RNA. Its product is annotated as zinc finger BED domain-containing protein 4-like. Lineage: Eukaryota; Metazoa; Arthropoda; Insecta; Lepidoptera; Noctuidae. The record is from RefSeq and is a predicted model, not a curated record. Gene Ontology annotation, molecular function: protein dimerization activity; DNA binding. The transcript is spliced from 2 exons. The coding region runs from base 354 to 2348 and encodes 664 amino acids.